AUGUUUCCCUCCCUCCCUGUCCUCGCCUCAGCGGUGGCUAAAAUUUCCACUCCCUUCCGACGCUCUCAACUCGGUCUCUUCCACGGGAAAAUUAAACAGUACGGUAACAACGUUCCGCAUUCGAAACACAAAACCCGGCGGACAUGGCUACCUAACGUUCAGAGCAAACGCCUCAAAUCGGACGCGCUCGGGCAUGAGGUGAAAGUGAAGCUUACGACGCGUGCACUCAAGACGAUAAAGAAGCACGGCGGGGUUGACAAUUACCUUCUUCGAACAAAGCCUGAGUUAUUAGGUCUCGAAGGAAUGCGUCUUAGAAUUUUGGUGCGCGAAAAGCUUGACAUAAAACGCGUGGAAGACGAGGUCGCCGCCGCCGCUCAAGCGGAGCAGGAAGCGAAGAUGCAGCUCGAGAAGGAGGUGAAGGAAGCAAAGCGGAGACGAAAAGCAAGAGUUGUCCAUGCGUUCAAGUUACGUGAGGCCCGACAAACUAUCACUGGAGGAAUCUUUGGAUCCACGACAUCAAGCACGGCUCGACCUACCGCAUCAUAG
Molecule: messenger RNA, 546 nt
Organism: Suillus paluster
Lineage: Eukaryota; Fungi; Basidiomycota; Agaricomycetes; Boletales; Suillaceae
Exons: 2
Coding region: 1-546 (181 amino acids)
Biological process (GO): translation
Cellular component (GO): ribosome; mitochondrial large ribosomal subunit
Molecular function (GO): structural constituent of ribosome
Source: RefSeq, a predicted model, not a curated record